This is a messenger RNA of Aspergillus puulaauensis, 798 nucleotides long. RefSeq lists its product as uncharacterized. Lineage: Eukaryota; Fungi; Ascomycota; Eurotiomycetes; Eurotiales; Aspergillaceae. The transcript has 2 exons. The record is from RefSeq and is a predicted model, not a curated record. The coding region runs from base 1 to 798 and encodes 265 amino acids.
AUGAGACCGGACCCAUCGCGGACCAAACGAACCGGCGCCCCCGACUAUGACGACCCGUCCUUCUGGGACACGAAGUUCGCGACCGGCCAGGACAUCGGGGAAUGGCUGAACCCAGGCGAAGUCCUGCUUGAUGCACUCCUGUCGUUCCUGGAGAACCGACCCACACCCAACCCAGAAGCCAAACCAGAAGAGCACGCGACACCACGAGUACUCCAUCUGGGCCCUGGUGUAUCGAAAUUGGGAACGAGACUCCGCGACGCAUUCGUGACGAGAGGCUGGACGGGCAAUGGCAUCGUUAAUGUCGACUUCUCCUCCGAAGCUGUUCGUUUAGGUCAAGACGUUGAGAAUAGGCAGGAUCCAUUGCAAGCGAUGCACUGGAUGCAGACUGAUCUCCGAUCGUGGACCGAUGUCUCCCGGCUCCUCCCCUUUGCUCCGUUUGACGCGAUCCUUGAUAAGAGUACUAGCGACGCUAUAGCGACGUCGAGCCCAGUUACCUUGUCCCCGACAGCCGAUAAGUCAACCAUUUGCCCUGAUGUACAAAGUAUUCUUUCGAGUCACGGAGAGACGACAUUGUCCCCGACGGAACUUCUUGCGCUGCACCUGGUGCCAUUGACAAAAAGGGGAUGCAAAUGGUUUGUGCUCUCGUAUUCGACAAUGAGGUUUGACAAUGUGCCUCACCUAUUUGCGCACUGGGAGGUUGUCGCCCGCACUCCCUUCGAGGCGCCGAGCGGCUCGACAGUGACGAAGGCUUACACGCCACCGGUUUAUCAUUGGCUCUAUGUUUUGCGGCGCAAAUAA